Messenger RNA from Loxodonta africana (African savanna elephant), 4184 nucleotides. It is a transcript of the gene MUC20, whose product is annotated as mucin 20, cell surface associated. The coding region runs from base 825 to 3578 and encodes 917 amino acids. NCBI's taxonomy places the organism in Eukaryota, Metazoa, Chordata, Mammalia, Proboscidea, Elephantidae. Gene Ontology annotation, biological process: hepatocyte growth factor receptor signaling pathway. The transcript is spliced from 3 exons. The record is from RefSeq and is a predicted model, not a curated record.
UUGACAGCAGCGGACAGCAACAACAAGCUCCAUCUUACAGAUGAGAAAGAGCAGCUGUGCAGAGGAGAAACUUGCCCAGGGUCACACGGUUAGUAAGCAGCAGAGAGGGGACUCAGAGUUGGGGCCCCAAGCCCACACAUUUUCCACUCUCCCAGUACCCGUGUUUGAUUCGAGGAAUGUACCAGGGGGCUGUAGAGAUGGAGGGGUAGACUUUGCUGUCUGAGAAGACUCAGGGAAUCCAUAGACCCCUGGCAGGUAAGACACUUGGGUGGGGAUUGUGAGAACCCCAGAGAUGAAGAGGUUAUGGGUUUACCAAGGACGAGAAGGUUUCAGGACACCACUGGGCUCCUGGAAAAGGAAGAAGAUAUGACAGGGAAGGUCAGUGGUCAGACACCAAGAGCCUCACUGUUGGGGCUUCAGCUACUUCUACAGACAAAACCACAGGCCUUUCUUACACGUGGCUCCUAGCCACACGCACUGCCUCUGAUGGCCUGCAGACCAAUAGUCAGCUAGGAUUCUGGGACUUGCUUGCCUUAAGUGGCUCAUCUGGGCUUCAGAGGACGUCAGCCAGGGCAAUGACAGUACUGUGGCUGCCACAAGGGAUUGGUAUUCCUGUUACUGCCUCACUCCUUCCUGGUUCAUAAAAAGUGGGGAUAAAAACAGCUCCCUCUCCCCACCCUCCUCCCAGUGGUGCCCAGGGCAUAAAGGCAAGAGCUCGUGUGAAGUUAGUGCAUUGGGAUCCAGGACUCACAGGGUCAAUCUCACCCAACGCAGGUCCCGGCACCAGCAGACCAGGCCCAUUGCUGACAACGAACCACAUAGAAAUGUCUGCCAUGACUGCAGGGGUGAAGACAAGCUCAGGCGGAGCCUUCUGGACCACUAAUGUCGCUGAGACCUCAGGCCACUUGGAAACUCAAACUCUAAGAACCGAGACUUCUGCUGGUACCUUCACCCCAGCUGGUACCACUUCAAAAAUAGAGACCGGGGACACCAAGACCAUUUCCCCUGCAACAGAGACAAAGACCCUCUCCAAAACCAUACCCAACCAGUUCAUGGCUGUGAUCACCAAUGCUAUGGAGACGUCAGCCACAAGUGGCAGCACCACGGUGACUGCAAUGACCACAGUUGAGACUGUUAGGGGCAGUGAUCUCACAGAAGCCAUCUUUGACACCAUUUGCACUGAUGACAGCUCUGAAGAGGUAAAGAAGGUCAUGGUUGACACCUCGACAUUGGCUCACACCUCUGCAGAAACCGGGGCCCUGACCACAAAGAGUAGUACCUCCUCUGACGUCUCCCUUCCAGUCAUCGUCACCUCACCAGCCCCGGAACCUGAGAUCACUGCUCCAGCUAAAGCCUGGGUUGCCUACACCAUCACUGACACUGAGGUUACCAAUUGCAGCAUUAUAGAAAUAGAAAAAACUGCCGCCAUCCCUGGGCUCUCAGACAUAAAUCACAGCCCCACAAGAGUAAAGGCCUUGUCCAUCCUGGAGACAUCAGCUUUGCCUGACUCCAUUGAACCAAAAUCACACAUCACCAAGACUACAAUCUCUGUUAAGACCUUGUUGACACCCAGCCCCGCAGAAUCAGCCACACCUGGUACCACAGUUGAGCCCCCGCUAACCACCACUAACGCUAAAGAAAGAGAGACCACAGUUGAGGCCGCUACCCCCAAUGGGACUUUGGUGACAGUUAGCACACACUCUUUAGAAGAAACUGCAGCCUUCUCUGCUGAGACAAUAAGCCACACUGAGGUCUCAGAAGCAGUUCCAAUCUCCACAGAAGCUGAAUCAACAACGGACCAAACUACUACUCCUGCUAUGUCCUCAACUAUAGCCCAUAGCCCCUCAGAAGUAGCCACCAUCAAGAACUCCACACCUUCAGAAACUUUUACCCCAGAGAGCACAACCAGCAGAAGCUUCCCCAUCAGUAGCGGCCCUCUUCCUUCUGUCAAUCUGACUACAGCCAACAGCAGCCAAGGAGCAAGCAUGGCCUUAGCUAAGACCACAGCCUCAGCGAAGACCCUGAUGAUAGCCAGCACAACCAGGGCAAAAACUCCAACGGCCACGCGCACCACUGCUCAGACAAGGCUGACCACAAAAGGCACUGCAGGUCCCGGCACCAGCAGACCAGGCCCAUUGCUGACAACGAACCACAUAGAAAUGUCUGCCAUGACUGCAGGGGUGAAGACAAGCUCAGGCGGAGCCUUCUGGACCACUAAUGUCGCUGAGACCUCAGGCCACUUGGAAACUCAAACUCUAAGAACCGAGACUUCUGCUGGUACCUUCACCCCAGCUGGUACCACUUCAAAAAUAGAGACCGGGGACACCAAGACCAUUUCCCCUGCAACAGAGACAAAGACCCUCUCCAAAACCAUACCCAACCAGUUCAUGGCUGUGAUCACCAAUGCUAUGGAGACGUCAGCCACAAGUGGCAGCACCACGGUGACUGCAAUGACCACAGUUGAGACUGUUAGGGGCAGUGAUCUCACAGAAGCCAUCUUUGACACCAUUUGCACUGAUGACAGCUCUGAAGAGGUAAAGAAGGUCAUGGUUGACACCUCGACAUUGGCUCACACCUCUGCAGAAACCGGGGCCCUGACCACAAAGAGUAGUACCUCCUCUGACGUCUCCCUUCCAGUCAUCGUCACCUCACCAGCCCCGGAACCUGAGAUCACUGCUCCAGCUAAAGCCUGGGUUGCCUACACCAUCACUGACACUGAGGUUACCAAUUGCAGCAUUAUAGAAAUAGAAAAAACUGCCGCCAUCCCUGGGCUCUCAGACAUAAAUCACAGCCCCACAAGAGUAAAGGCCUUGUCCAUCCUGGAGACAUCAGCUUUGCCUGACUCCAUUGAACCAAAAUCACACAUCACCAAGACUACAAUCUCUGUUAAGACCUUGUUGACACCCAGCCCCGCAGAAUCAGCCACACCUGGUACCACAGUUGAGCCCCCGCUAACCACCACUAACACUAAAGAAAGAGAGACCACAGUUGAGGCCGCUACCCCCAAUGGGACUUUGGUGACAGUUAGCACACACUCUUUAGAAGAAACUGCAGCCUUCUCUGCUGAGACAAUAAGCCACACUGAGGUCUCAGAAGCAGUUCCAAUCUCCACAGAAGCUGAAUCAACAACGGACCAAACUACUACUCCUGCUAUGUCCUCAACUAUAGCCCAUAGCCCCUCAGAAGUAGCCACCAUCAAGAACUCCACACCUUCAGAAACUUUUACCCCAGAGAGCACAACCAGCAGAAGCUUCCCCAUCAGUAGCGGCCCUCUUCCUUCUGUCAAUCUGACUACAGCCAACAGCAGCCAAGGAGCAAGCAUGGCCUUAGCUAAGACCACAGCCUCAGCGAAGACCCUGAUGAUAGCCAGCACAACCAGGGCAAAAACUCCAACGGCCACGCGCACCACUGCUCAGACAAGGCUGACCACAAAAGGCACUGCAGGUGGAGAUGGCGGCUUCCUCCUUCUGCGGUUGAGUGUGGCCUCCCCAGAAGACCUCACUGACCCUCAGGUGGCAGAGAGGCUGAUGAAGCAGGUGAGCGGGCACUUUCUGGGCCAGGGAAGUAGAGGAGAGUGAGAGGUUAUAGAAGACUCCAGGCAGAUAUGUGUACAGGAUACAGAAGAGCAACUAUUAUACUUGAGAGAGGGUCUAGUUUCUUAUGGAGUAUUGGGAGCUAAAACCAAGGAUCCCUGCCUGGCUUUAUUUCUGUCUUUUUGAGUUCUUAAUUCCCCUUCUCUUAAUGUUUAAAAAAAAUUUAUAUAUUCUUUGCCUGGCUUCCAACUUCCACAGGCCCGAGGAAAUUCAGGUCUUCUGGGCUCUGAGAAGAAGGUCAAUGAUACUGAUGGGGAGGUAGGCAGGACUCUUGUUUGCAAGCGACAGAAGCCCAGCUCAUAGUAGCUUAGAUAGAAAAGGCAAAAUACUGGCUGAGAAACCUAGAAGUGGUUUUCCAGCAUCAGUUAUGGCUGCAUCCGGCAGCUCAAACAUGAUCACCAGGAUUUUCUCUUUCUCUCUGUUUCUUAGCUUUGCUCCCCUCAUUCCGCAGAGUCUCCCUCCACAUGUAAGGAAAGGUGGCUGUGACAGCCCUAGAUUCACAAGCUUUCAGCUUAGCAAACUCAGCUGAGGAACUCACUUGCUUCUUCAAAGAUCUGCAUAUCACACCAGGGAUCUGCAAAGUCCACCAUG